This is a messenger RNA of Hermetia illucens (black soldier fly), 1398 nucleotides long. RefSeq names its product transmembrane inner ear expressed protein. The transcript is spliced from 4 exons. Bases 583 to 996 code for a protein of 137 amino acids. NCBI's taxonomy places the organism in Eukaryota, Metazoa, Arthropoda, Insecta, Diptera, Stratiomyidae. The record is from RefSeq and is a predicted model, not a curated record.
CAAAAUUGCAAAUAAUCACCUAAACAACUUUGUAAGAAAAAUUACGUCUCAUAUCAAGGAGGACGCAAACGCAGAAAGUUCGUAAUUGAACGGAAGUUGCAGUAAAUUAUUAUCAAGUAUCAACCAUAUGACAGCAAGCGAUGUUGAAUAAUUUGAGUACAUGUGUGAUGUGGCGACCCUAGUAUUAGGAUAUAAAUCUUUAUCAAAAGUCUGCAGUUUGGCUGAAUGACAGGAUGAAGAGUACAUGGCAUUUGCUUUUCUCGGAAUAAACUUUAUGUGUGAUGUAUGUGUACAAUAGUACGCAACAAUAUAUCAUGCAUCAGCUAUCAGCAACCAGCGAGCGUCCACAUACUUAUUUUGCCAAUUAGGUGGCGGCUAGUAAAUUAGUUGGGAGCGCCCUAUGGCACUGCAGUAUAUUUGUAGGAUGUGGUGUUGGUGGAGCCACUCCUCAAACAAUCGAUCUAUGUUUCCGAUUCCUGUUUAGAUCAAACGUUUUUCAAAUCGGGAUUUUAUAGAACAGCAUCAAUUUACAUUUCGAGUAAAACUUAAAAAAAAUUGGAAUUUGCAUUGGACACCAGCAAGAUGAAUCUCGAAUCUACAGAAUUGGACGUUGAAUUUGAGGUAGAUCCUGAAACAGCUUGGCUCGAGGAGAUUACAAUAGGUGAUUUCAGGAUAUGGCACAUCAUGUUUUUCGCGUUUUGUGGAUUCAUGUGCAUUGUUAUUGUUUUAUGUUGCUGCUUCCGAAUACGUAUACCAAGGACCAAACAAGAUAUCGAGGCGGAUUAUAAAAGAAAGAGAAUUACUAGGAAAUUUCGAGAAAAAAUGGCACUAAUGAAGAAUUCCGAUAUGGACGGUAUGGAUUUACAGAAGGCUUUAGCAAAAAUACAAGCAGAGUUUUUAGCGGAAGCGAAAAAUUCAGACGAUCAGCGGCUCAUCCAAGACACGAUGCAAACAAUCACCAACAGAAGUACGGGCAAUCGUAAAAUCGAAGUGUAAUCAAUGUUGAAAAGUUUUAAAUUCGAAAUUUAUGUACAGUAAUUUAUUUCUGCAAUAAAUACUUUUGUGUGCUUUCCAAUAAAGAACAAAUAUCUACUUGUAGUUGAGCUUUACAAAUGUACGCAAAAAUAAUGUAAAUUUGGGAAUAAGAAAUUUAAAUUAAGUAUUGUUAUUUUGUUGGUUGCCUGGUUCAGAGGUGAAAACUAUGCAAUUCCGGAAGUUUAUUUGCAAUUACCAUUAUUUAGAAAAGGUAUCAAUGCUUCCGAUGAGUUUAUUAAUUAUGUCAGCUGCCUAAUUAUUCAAAUUUCUGAGAAAAACUUCAAGUGGACAAAUACAUACAUGUGCAGCAAAUAGAGAACACUACAAUAUUAGACUUAUAGCGACAUCUACCCAUAUGUGCGU